Molecule: messenger RNA, 785 nt
Organism: Neltuma alba
Lineage: Eukaryota; Viridiplantae; Streptophyta; Magnoliopsida; Fabales; Fabaceae
Product: glutaredoxin-C6-like
Exons: 2
Coding region: 108-548 (146 amino acids)
Source: RefSeq, a predicted model, not a curated record
UGCUCACAACUGACGAGGCGCUCCCCACUCCGCACCGAGGCUUCUCCCGUUGACAUACGGAUUAUCUCUCUGCACUCUCCCCUUUCUGCACAUCUAUAAUUUGCAGGAUGCAAGGCCUACGCCCUUGCUCAAACGACGUCGUACCCCUGGACCUUACUCCCAUGACCAACUCUGCCUCGUCUUCUGCGUCCUCCUCCUUGUCCAUCGACGUCGAUGAGUCCGCUGAGAGUAGAAUCCAGCGCAUCAUAUCCGAGCAUCCCGUCGUCAUCUUCGCCCGAUCCUCCUGCUGCAUGUGCCACGUCAUGAAGAACCUCCUCGCCACCAUCGGCGUCCACCCCGCCGUCAUCGAACUCGACGACCGUGAGAUGGCCGCUCUGCCGCUCUCCGACAACAACGGCACCCAAGCCCUUCAGAAUAAUCGCGCCCCCACCGUGUUCAUCGGCGGAACCUGCAUCGGCGGCUUGGAGUCCCUCGUUGCCCUCCACGUCAGUGGCCGCCUCGUCCCCAGGCUCGUCGAAGUCGGUGCUCUCUGGUUGUGUAGGGAAUAGGUUUCAUGUGCAGUGAGGACUGAGGAGAGAAUCAGCAACGGGGUUCGUCAAAUUGUACGUGAUAUUGCAGAUGUUGUGGGCCGCCUUAAAGAACUUUACCGGCGAUAUGACACAGAAGCCUUCAAUAGAAUGUUUGAGAAUGAGCCACCAGGUUCUGAACUUAUUGAACAAUUACUGAAAGCUGAUCGGCCGGAAGAAAUUCAAUUAUUGAAGACAUGGCGGGGACGCAGUAGCUUU